Heterocephalus glaber (naked mole-rat) is the source of this 1299-nucleotide messenger RNA. It is a transcript of the gene Med4, whose product is annotated as mediator complex subunit 4. Gene Ontology annotation, biological process: regulation of transcription by RNA polymerase II. The record is from RefSeq and is a predicted model, not a curated record. NCBI's taxonomy places the organism in Eukaryota, Metazoa, Chordata, Mammalia, Rodentia, Bathyergidae. Gene Ontology annotation, molecular function: transcription coregulator activity. Gene Ontology annotation, cellular component: mediator complex; core mediator complex.
CCUUCCGCCUCUCCAGCCCGCCUCUCCGUGCCCCAGCAUGCCCUGUGCAAGCACAGGUUGCUGGUCUGCCGGAAGGAUGGCGGCUUCUUCGAGUGGUGAAAAGGAGAAGGAACGGCUGGGAGGCAGCUCGGCAUCGGCAGGCAGUAACAGUACGCGGGAGCGUCUGUUGUCUGCGCUUGAAGAUCUGGAGGUCUUGUCGAGGGAACUGAUAGAAAUGCUGGCAAUUUCAAGAAACCAAAAGUUGUCACAGGCUGGGGAGGAAAACCAGGUCCUUGAGUUGUUAAUUCACCGAGAUGGGGAAUUUCAGGAACUAAUGAAAUUGGCACUUAAUCAGGGAAAAAUCCAUCAUGAAAUGCAAGUUUUAGAAAAAGAAGUAGAGAAGAGAGACAGUGAUAUUCAGCAACUACAGAAACAGCUAAAGGAAGCAGAACAAAUACUGGCAACAGCUGUUUACCAAGCAAAAGAGAAACUCAAGUCAAUAGAAAAAGCAAGAAAAGGUGCUAUCUCCUCUGAAGAAAUAAUUAAGUAUGCACAUAGGAUUAGUGCAAGUAAUGCUGUGUGUGCCCCACUGACCUGGGUUCCAGGAGACCCACGAAGACCGUACCCAACUGAUUUAGAGAUGAGAAGUGGGUUGCUGGGUCAGAUGAACAAUCCUUCCACGAAUGGUGUGAAUGGUCAUUUACCAGGGGAUGCCCUUGCAGCCGGUAGACUACCAGAUGUCCUUGCUCCACAGUAUCCAUGGCAGUCAAAUGAUAUGUCAAUGAAUAUGUUACCACCAAACCACAGUAAUGACUUUUUGUUGGAACCUCCUGGGCAUAAUAAAGAAAAUGAAGAUGAUGUAGAGGUUAUGUCAACGGAUUCCUCAAGCAGUAGUAGUGACUCUGAUUAAAAAACAUGUGAGACAGCCUACAAAACUGAAGACCAUAGAAUUCUGUUUCUUACACAGUAGCAAGGAGGCGUAAACUGCAAAGGCAUAAGGAGUAGCCACAUAAAUAUUAGCUGUGAUGGAAUUGUGCAGCCCCAAACCAUGGUGUGUGUUUUGUUUUUUUAAAUCCACCAGGCAAAUGUUUGGGGAUUAGUCAAAAUUUAUUCAGUAGUUCAGUGCUUUUCUGCUCUGUUCUGUUCCUGCUGUGAUAUAUUUGUGCAUAGUUAUGAAAACAAGAUUUGAAGGAAAUGACCCCUGCACAUAUCAUUAAUAGGGUUCCAGGAAUUAUUUUUUUUAAACAUUUUUUAAGACAGGGCAGUGGAUUACUGAAUAUGUGUCAUAUUUCAGAAUAAAAACUCUCAUUUGAAAGUGAA